Molecule: messenger RNA, 2214 nt
Organism: Lodderomyces parapsilosis
Lineage: Eukaryota; Fungi; Ascomycota; Pichiomycetes; Serinales; Debaryomycetaceae
Product: putative ferric-chelate reductase
Exons: 1
Coding region: 1-2214 (737 amino acids)
Cellular component (GO): plasma membrane
Source: RefSeq, a predicted model, not a curated record
AUGAACUGUACACAGGCAUAUUCACAUUACUUCCAUUUCCCAAAGGGUAAAUCCAAAGAAUAUUCUGAUCUACGAAAUUACAUUACAAACAAGUAUGGAAACAUCACCACGAUAUUGCUCCUUGUUUUCAUCGUUUCAAUACCAGCAUAUAAUUACAUGGUGGUGAAGAAUUAUAGAUCAAAAUUCCACUACCUACGAUCAUUUAAUUCCAAUUUGAACCAUUACAUACUUCACCAACAUCAUCCAAAUUGUGUAACGGCUUCUUGGAAGGACAAACUAUUAACAACGGUAGCAGCCACAACUAAAGCCAUUGCUUUCAAGAUACUUUUACAUUAUUCGACAAUUGUGCAGUUGAGUUUUUGGAUCUGCUUUUUAACCUCAUUGUCGCUCAUAGAUAUUUAUCAUGGAGAUCUCAUAUUCUUGGCCAAAAGGCUAGGGAGGGUAUCGGCUAAUUGUCUUCCAACCGUUUUGUUUCUCACAUUAAGACCUUCACCUUUGCCAAACACACUUUAUUUGACACUUAUCCCCAUUCACAAAUGGCUAAGCCGGUUGAUAAUUCUCCAAGCUGUGAUUCACACGUUGAUAUAUCUUGCAUAUUUCAAUAGGAAUGGAACAUGGGCCAAAGCUAUCAAGGUGGAAAACAUCUAUGGUUGGGUGGCGUUGGCUGCAUUUUUGAUGAUAAUUGUGACCUCAUUGUCAAGAUUCAGAGUCAAGUGGUACAAGAUGUUUUACUUCUUGCACUACACUUGCACGUGGAUAAUUGUGUUUACGUUGCAAGUACACAUCAGGCCACAGCCUUUCACAUUAUACACCAUUGCUAACUGUUUGAUAUUAAUUGGCCAGAUAAGUUACAGAGUUUAUCUAACUAGAGUUUCCCAAAAGGACGAGGUCAGGGUCAUUGAUGUGUCACCCAAUUUGGCGCUCAUUGAAUUCCCCAACACUUUGAUUGCAAAACCGGCAUCAGCUCCCGGUGCUCAUAUUCGCUUGACCAAUUAUAGCUCUAGCUUAAUAGUGAGGAUAUUCAAACAACUAAUCCCCAACUACCAUCCAUAUACUUUGGUAUCAUUACCACAAGAUCGAGUGCAGAAAUUGCUUAUUCGAAAGAGUAAUUUUCGGCUUUACAACGGCCAUAGAUAUUUGAUUACAGGCACUUACGAUCCCCAUUUACUAUUUCUAAACUACAAACAAACCUCGCUGAACAAAAAGUUCUCAUUGGCUAAGCUACACGUGGAUGCGAAAAGAAUAUUGAUCGUUGUUGGAGGGUCAGCUAUAUCGUUUGCCCUUCCUAUCCUUCGAGUCAUGAAUUACCAUGGGAUACCAACCAAGGUGGUGUGGGUUAUAAAAGAUUUUCGUGAUGUCUUGGUUCUCAAAUACUUUGAUGGUAUCAUACAUGGCGAUGAUUUGGAGAUUUUCAUUACUGGUAAUGAAACAAUCCAAGAGCUGGAACAACAAUUGAGGAAUGCUUAUAGCUACGCUUCCAAUUUGAGUAAAAAGUCUGCCGCUCCUUCGGCCCACUACGAUUUGGAGAAUGAGGAGACUCCGUUGCUAGGGGGAGCUGAAAAUGCACAAAUGGUGACUUUAAAUCGUGAGAAUCAAGAUGAAGAUGUUGAGAUUGUGGUCAACUCAGAUGACGAUAAUGAUGGUGAUGAUGAUGACAACUCAAAUUGUACACGGCAUGAAGUUACCUCGUUAUGCAGACAAUCCUCCCCUGAGCAAUUUGCUGAUCUUGACGAAGUACUCGGUGAAGAUGCGAGCUCGUUGGAGCAAGGCAAUAAUUUGGAUGAAUUUGAAGUGACAAAUGAUACCAUCAAUACUCGACGUCUGUCAUUUAGGUCAUCCAUGAAUGAGCCAUUUGUCCCAUUAUCAGGCUAUGACUCAACUGAUCAAGUCAAAUCUUGGGUCACUGAAUUCAAAGAAACAACGCGGAGAUUAAACGUUGAUAAGAGGAUAUAUAAAGGACGCCCAAAGCUAAGCCACCGAUAUUACAACUGGUGUAUCAACGAAAGAUUCACUCAAUGCUCAGGCCCAGUGGAAGAUGAGAAUCAUAAUCUUAUUUGCUGUCGAGACCUACCACGCAACAAAGUUGUUCAAGAAGAUAUCAAUGCUGAAAAAAUUUGGGUGAUUGGAGCUGGUCCACGACAAUUGGUUGAAAAUGUGAAGUUAUGGUCAAGUGAAAAUGGGUUGAAAUUUCACGAGGAGGCAUUUUAUUCGUAA